Messenger RNA from Glycine soja, 1412 nucleotides. Its product is annotated as aquaporin SIP1-2-like. Gene Ontology annotation, biological process: transmembrane transport. Gene Ontology annotation, cellular component: membrane. The record is from RefSeq and is a predicted model, not a curated record. NCBI's taxonomy places the organism in Eukaryota, Viridiplantae, Streptophyta, Magnoliopsida, Fabales, Fabaceae. The coding region runs from base 325 to 1071 and encodes 248 amino acids. The transcript is spliced from 3 exons. Gene Ontology annotation, molecular function: water channel activity.
GUUUUGGGGUGUGAGACCUUAUCUGCUUACGCACACACCAUGUUGGACUGCACCUACCUCUGAUUAGGUGAGUCAUCACUCCGAUUCUCUUCAAACCAAAGAUCCAUGCUUUCUUAAUUCUCACCCCCCUCACUCCUUCAAACAACACCCUUUUUUAUUUCUUUCUCCUCUGUUUCUCUCUCUCUGCUGUGCAUUCUGGUGGCAUCACAGAGAGAGACACAGUUGAGUGAGCCACCACCUUCUCCAAUUCUUCUACUUUCUCUCCAAUUCUUCAAAAGGGUUGUCUCCAAUUCUUCAAAAGGGUGAAACUUUGAAGGAGUAAAGAUGGUUGGUGCUAUAAAAGCAGCGAUUGGAGACGCAGUGUUGACUUUCAUGUGGGUGUUCUGUUCCUCUGUGUUGGGAAUUGCUUCUGGGUACAUAACCAAUGCCCUUAACCUUCAACACAUCACCUACAAUGGGUUCCCUUACGCUUCUUUUCUUGUCACCACCACCCUCGUUUUUGUUCUUGUUUUUCUUUUCACCAUCAUCGGCAAUGUUCUUGGUGGGGCCAGCUUCAACCCAACCGGCACCGCUUCCUUCUACGCUGUUGGUCUUGGUUCGGAUACGCUCUUCUCAAUGGCGCUUCGGUUCCCUGCGCAGGCAGCUGGUGCUGCGGGUGGUGCAAUGGCAAUUAUGGAAGUGAUUCCUGCGAAGUACAGGCACAUGAUUGGGGGGCCUUCUUUGAAAGUGGAUUUGCACACCGGGGCUGUCGCUGAAGGGGUGUUGACCUUUGUGAUUACCUUUGCUGUUCUCCUCAUCUUCCUCAGGGGCCCUCGUAGUGACUUGUUGAAGACUUGGUUACUGGCCACGGCAACUGUAGUUUUGGUCAUGGUUGGAUCUGCCUACACUGGGCCUGCCAUGAAUCCUGCUAAUGCUUUUGGCUGGGCAUACUUAAACAACUGGCACAACACAUGGGACCAAUUCUAUGUAUACUGGAUUUGUCCCUUCACCGGAGCAAUAUUGGCUGCUUGGCUGUUCCGUGCUGUCUUUCCUCCACCACCACCACCAGAAGUAAAACAGAAGAAAGCAUGAAGAGGGAUAGUGGAUUUGGUUCUUCAUGUCAAUUGUUAAACACCAUGCUACUGCAUUAAGAACCCCCCCCUCCCCCCCCCCCCCCCCCCCCCCCCCUUUUUUUUUCUUUAUAUACUUUCUUCUUCAUUCUGUCUUAUGUUUCUUAACUCGACCUUUCAGCUUAUAAUUAAACAUGUUCCCUUAAGUACAAAAUCAGACGUGAAAAUGUUCGUGUCAAAUUAAUGGGUUUUGUUUGGCCCAUAAAUUCAGCAUCCGCUUAGAAGAAAAAAAAAGUGUAGAAUUUUAGUAUCUAGAUUCGAUUCCAAUUUGAUUCACAUUAAUAUUAUUCCUUUCGGCCAAAA